AUGGCCGAGCUGCUAGCAGAUUCCAAGGCAGCGGUCGAAGCGACAGCAGAGGCUAUCAUUGAGCAGCUGGAGAAUACCUCCGCCGAGGUCGCUCAGAAGGACCAGGAUAUCGAGCUCGAGCAGGCCGGAUCCGGAGACGGGUCCGGCGCCAAGCCCGUUCCUGAUUCGAGUCGCAGUACAACCUUUACCAUCGCCGCCUUUCACGACGGCGGGGCCACUUGUGUCUUGCACACAAACGACUUUUGUGAGGCUCGUCUGCCAUCGCUCUGCUUGCCCCGUGGUGUGCGUGUGGGGACCGUCCUGCACCUUCAGGUCGACGUUGACACGGACACGACUCGCGACCAAGUUGACCAGCUUGCAGCUCUGCAGACCAAGCUGCUUGUGGAAAUGGAACACGGCCAGUAG
Monosiga brevicollis MX1 is the source of this 405-nucleotide messenger RNA. RefSeq lists its product as uncharacterized. The coding region runs from base 1 to 405 and encodes 134 amino acids. NCBI's taxonomy places the organism in Eukaryota, Choanoflagellata, Craspedida, Salpingoecidae. The record is from RefSeq and is a predicted model, not a curated record. The transcript has 2 exons.